This is a messenger RNA of Trichomonas vaginalis G3, 693 nucleotides long. RefSeq names its product intramolecular oxidoreductase activity, transposing S-S bonds. The record is from RefSeq and is a predicted model, not a curated record. Bases 1 to 693 code for a protein of 230 amino acids. The transcript has a single exon. Lineage: Eukaryota; Parabasalia; Trichomonadida; Trichomonadidae.
AUGUUUCUUUUCUUGUUUGUAGGAAUAAUUGAAAGUGCUUUUGUCCCGUUUGCAGACGACUAUGAUGCUUUCAAUUAUAUAUUUGAUGAAUCUCAGUUCAAUAGCUUUGUUUCUUCAAGAAAUAAAGUAAUUGCAAUCGGAAUGAACUCCAAACACCGAGCUGUAAAGAUUAUUCCAACAACAUAUCGAAUAUUACAUGAUGCAUACUUUGAUCAAUGCGAUUUUGUCCAGAUUUCAGAGGAAUUUACAUUAAAAAUAUCAAAAGAAUUAAAUUUGAAUUUACCAAUUGUAUUACUGUUUGAUAAUGGACGAAACAUAGCUAUAUUUGAAUAUCCAGAACAAGAAAGUUCAUUUAUAAAAUUAGUUCAAAUUUUUAUUGAAUCAAAAUUAGAAAAAAUAUCUACAUCGGAAGAGCUUUACGAUAAUUUAGGCGAAUCUCCAUACGCAUUACUUGUUUCUGAAGAAAAUUAUGAAAAAGCAAAAUUAAUUCACUAUAAUGUAUCGACAAAGAUUGGAAUGACAGAUAUUCUUAUUGUAGAUCAGCAAAUUCUCGAUAACUUGAGUAUAUCUACUGGAAUUGGCCUGUUUAGAAAUGAAGAUUCUUAUUUAAUUGAAAUUGAACCAAAUGUUAACAGUUUUCUAAGAAAUUCUAGAAAAAACCAGAAUUUUCGAAAAAGUGACACCAACUAUUAA